AUGGCUGGAGAAGAUAAGAAAGAUCCUCCCAAGUCCAUUGAGGACUUGAUGAAGCUUUUGUCUAUGGGUGAAUCGUUAAGCGAACCCCAACAGAAACAAAUGAAAGACUAUAAAUUUUGGAAAACCCAACCAGUUCCUAGCUUUGAUGAAAAAGUUGAUUCGGAGGGACCAAUUGACCAGACUAAAACACCAGAUGAUAUUCCUGAUAAGCCAUUACCGUUGCUUAGUGAUUUUGAAUGGAGCACAGUUGAUUUAGAAGAGAUUGAACAAUUGGACGAAGUUUAUAAGCUUUUGUAUGAGAACUACGUUGAAGAUCAGGACGCAACUUUCAGAUUCAAAUAUUCUCACGAAUUCUUUAAUUGGGCUUUGAAACCUCCAGGAUGGCGUAAAGAGUGGCAUGCCGGAGUACGUGUUAAAGAAACUGGAAAGUUGGUGGCAUUCAUAGCUGCCAUUCCUAUAACUUUGAAAUUGAAUAAAUCUCAAAAGGUUAUUCCUAGUGUUGAAAUUAAUUUCUUGUGUGUUCACAAAAAGUUGAGAUCAAAGAGAUUAGCACCCGUCAUGAUUAAAGAAAUCACCCGUAGAGUCAAUAAAUGUGACAUUUGGCAAGCGUUAUAUACUGGCGGUGUCGUUUUACCAUCUCCAGUCGCAACUUGUCGUUAUACACAUCGUCCAAUAAAUUGGUCCAAAUUAUACGAUGUUGGCUUUUCUCACUUGCCAGCUAACCAAACCAAAGCUGGAAUGCUUGCAAAUUAUGCUUUACCAAGUGCUACUAAAACCCAAGGUUUACGUACUAUGAAAAUUGAGGAUUUGGAUCAAGUCUACGACUUAUUACAUAAAUUUCAAGAGAAAUUUGAUAUUGUUCAGGUAUUUGAAAAGGAAGAACUUUCGCAUUGGUUAUUAGGUGGUAAAUCAACAGACUCCUCGUCUAAAGUUAUCAAGAGUUACGUUGUUGAAAACUCUGAAGGCAUCAUAACCGAUUUCUUUUCGUACUAUUUAUUGCCUUUCACUGUAUUGGAUAAUCCAUCGCACGAUGAAUUAGGUAUUGCUUAUUUGUACUACUAUGCUUCUGAUGCUGCCUUCAAAAAUGAGGAUGAAUCAGUAUACAAACAAAGAUUGACUUCUUUGAUAAGCGAUGCCCUCAUUACUUCUAAAAAAUACAAUGUUGAUGUUUUCAAUUCUUUGUCUUCCCAAGACAACCCAUACUUCAUCAAAAAUUGUAAGUUUGGAAGUGGUGAUGGAUUUUUGAAUUAUUAUUUAUUUAAUUACAAGACUUGGCCUAUAGCUGGAGGAAUUGAUCCUCAAACCAAAGAAAUCGUUGAAGAUAAGAGUAGUGGUGUUGGUGUUAUUUUAUUGUAA
This is a messenger RNA of Debaryomyces fabryi, 1356 nucleotides long. RefSeq names its product glycylpeptide N-tetradecanoyltransferase (gene NMT1). Gene Ontology annotation, molecular function: glycylpeptide N-tetradecanoyltransferase activity. The transcript has a single exon. NCBI's taxonomy places the organism in Eukaryota, Fungi, Ascomycota, Pichiomycetes, Serinales, Debaryomycetaceae. The coding region runs from base 1 to 1356 and encodes 451 amino acids. Gene Ontology annotation, biological process: N-terminal peptidyl-glycine N-myristoylation. The record is from RefSeq and is a predicted model, not a curated record. Gene Ontology annotation, cellular component: cytoplasm.